This is a messenger RNA of Culex pipiens pallens (northern house mosquito), 5834 nucleotides long. RefSeq lists its product as uncharacterized. The record is from RefSeq and is a predicted model, not a curated record. Bases 1481 to 5179 code for a protein of 1232 amino acids. Gene Ontology annotation, biological process: regulation of transcription by RNA polymerase II. The transcript has 14 exons. Lineage: Eukaryota; Metazoa; Arthropoda; Insecta; Diptera; Culicidae. Gene Ontology annotation, cellular component: nucleus. Gene Ontology annotation, molecular function: RNA polymerase II cis-regulatory region sequence-specific DNA binding; protein dimerization activity; DNA-binding transcription factor activity, RNA polymerase II-specific.
AGCUCGAGUUCGAAGUCAGUUCCAAGUGCGCUGUUCCUGCCCGUGUGUCGUGGUCGCGGUCAUUAUCGGUCCAUACGGUACCGUACCCCUCGGGUGUCCACCUCUACGGAUAGUGCGUCGGAAUUCCGUCGUCGGGCGAUUGCGUGACGUUGGGUUUUGAGUGGUGAAAUUCCCGUAAACGGUUCCGGAGUUUGUGGAUUGAUCGAGACUGAAUUGCGCUGGUGGUGUUGGUGGCUCUUAUCAGUGCGCUCCGAAGGGGAACCAUCUUGGGACAUUCUUGCCUCGCUGGAGGAUUGGUUGAAGUAAUCGUUUGCGCGGCUCGGAAUCGCAAGUCGGUCCCAGAGCUCAAAGUCGAAAAAGGGCCCGCUGGUGGCCAAGCAAGAGAAACAACGAAUCAAUGUCCAAGUGUGUGAGUGAGAAGCAAUUCUGAGGUUAUUUUGAAGCUCGUCCUCGGAACAGAGACGCGAGGAGAAGCGCAAGGGGAAAGAAGAUUGUGUGGCCAAUCUGGCAAGAGCAGUGAUAUAACGUCAUCAGUUUGCGCGGCCAUCAUCGGUCGUACGGGCCCUUGGGGGAAAGCAACUCGGAGCAGCUCCAGCUUUGACAACAAACUUUCAAGGUUACGCUGCACGUCGCGAGUGGCCAGGAAUCGGCUAUAAAUAGCUGCGGAACCUGUCCUCGUCCCCCGUCCGCGCCGCCCUGUCCGAGCUUGGAAAGUGAGAGAAAUUUGUCACAAGCUGCUCGCUCGCCGUGCUUGAAAGGAAAAUUUUACGCGAAAACAACUUUUACUCGUCGGUGUGCGGAAGAAAAGGUUUUGGAAAUAGUCUUCGAAGACUCCGGAGACAUGGCCAGAAGGUCCUCCUUUGGAUACAUCACCUUUAUCCUGACCUGUAUGUGCAGUCGUUAAGCGCGAGGACCCACGAAAUCACGCAAUUUUGUGCUGCUGCUUUGUUGUUUUUCUGUCGGUUCUCUCGUUUACUAGCAUACUAGCAAGCCCGUUGCUGUUGUGUCCACGAUUUUAUCGUGUCUCGCGUUUUGUUAUCGUAGAAUUGAGGCAUCGCGCGGGCCAGGUUUGGUCAUCGAAAGGGGCAAAGUGCGAAAGGAAAAUAUUGGAAAUUCCGGAAAGUACCUGUGACGACGACGUGUGGUGGUGUCUCUGCGCGCUAAGCCUGGUGGAUGAGCCCGCUACGAAUCAGUGUGUGCAUCCUUCGCACCGCAGCAGCGCCCGUGAUAUGGAUCAGUUGUGAUAUCUUCUAGCUCAUAGUGUGAAAUAAUUCCUUGCUGUUGCUCCUGCUCGCAGUCUAUAUUGAUCAACAGUGACUUGCGAGUUUGGUUUCGCGUGUGUGUCUGAUUGUGUGCUCUUCUUUCUCUGGUGGUGUGUGAUAGCGUGGUUCUCUGAAUGAACCUGUAGAUCAGCAAGUGUACAAAGUAACAAAGGUAGCAAAAGUGUGUGUUUUGUGUGCGUACGCGCUCUGUCCAGGCAAUGACACCGGGACGUACGACCAGGAUGGAGCGAAGUGGUGCCACUGGAUAUGGGAUGGCCGGCGCCGGUGGAAGUGGCCUCGGUGGAAGAAGCUUGAGUGAGGAUCGGAGGCGGUUCACCGGCGAAACGAUCCACUCGGGUCAGUUUAUGGUGUCGCACUUUGAGGCGGAAGGGCCCGAGGACGAGGACGACGACGAUCUGGGCAUGCAGGUCGUGGUCGAGGACGUCAAGCCGGCCAUCGUCGACACGGUCAUCUCGAACAUCAUUUCCAAGCGACUCGUGGACUCACAGAUGGACUCGCCGUCGACUUCGGCGUCGUCGUCGUCGUCGCUGGCCACGGCCAUGAUGCCGACGAGCAUGAAUGCGAUCGUUCCGCUGCGGCCGCAGAGUGCCACGAGGGGAGGGAAUAUGCCGAGCGCCGAACUGAUCCGGUACGCCCAGAAGCCACUGCAGCUGACCAGCCGGUACAACUCGUCCCAGGUGGAAAUCGAUACGGACCUGUCGAAGGUGUUCAACACGCUCAACGUCACCUACACACAAAAGCUGACAUCGCCCAAAUGGAACCCGUUCAAGGGCAUCCGGCUGCGGUGGAAGGAGAAAAUCCGGCUCAACAACGUCAUCUGGAGAUGCUGGCACAUGCAAUUUAUCAUGAAACGAAGAACUCUAGUCUGUCAGUUCGCAUCUCCACUAGACGUAGACGUACACAAUACGCCUCAGGCAAUUUUACUCGAAGGAAAGUACUGGAAACGCAAGUGCAACGUUAUUAAGGCAGAGUACAAAAAAUGGCGCCGAUUCUACGUGAACCGAGCGUUGGGAGCAACUAAUAUUGUAGAUACAACUAGUGAGUUAGAUUUUUUAGAGUGGUCACCGAGUGGCAAUGAGUUUAUGAUUACCGAUAAUAUGUCCGCCGACACCCUGCUGUCCACGUUGGCGCAAUAUCCGUUUCCCGAUUCGAGAGAAAUUGCGCGCGGUGCCGGUCGUGCCGACUUUAUCCAACCGAGCUUGGGCCCACUGCAACCCAACUUUGACGAUUUGAUGGACCUGGACCUGGAUUUUCUCAACUUUCCCAGGCUACCACCGGUCCCGGAAGAGGGCUCGGAAGAUAUUCUGAAGGCGAUUGAGUACAACUAUCCUUCAGGAUCCAAUCAGAUGAACAGUAGCGGUAGCAUCCAGGAGAUUACCGACGCACCGGGUGCGUUGUCCCAGCAGCAGCAACUCCCUUCCAAUCGACCCAGUGGCGGUUCCAAUUCUGUGAUUACGGGCCCGUUGACGGCCAUGAGUAUAGGUCAGCAGCAGCAACAGCAAGCUCCCGCUACGAUCCACUAUUCGGCCAAGGUUUUCUCUCAAAAUUUGAACCCUGGUGGGGCCGCCAACGCGGCCAGUUCCGUUCAGCAACAGCAGCUGAACAACGUACUUGGGUCGUAUCUGGCCAAUCAGUUAGUGGCGGCAAACGUACCUGCAAACACCAACCCCAGUGAGCAGACCCAGCAGAUUGGGUUGCUGUCCGGGGCGGACGAGCUUGGCAAAGAGUCCAAGCCUAAGUUCUCCCGGUCGUUUCCGAAGAUUUUGGGACGAGAACCCCACAACUACGACAAGUGUGCUCCGACGACGCAUCAGACGAUGGCUUACGCCAUGGUUUCGCAGCCUAAUUUGAGCCAAAACGUGCUUCACAAUCCGUACGGUUAUCAGCUCCCCCAGGGAGGAAUUAUUCAAAUGUCUGGGACGCCAGCCACUCAGAACCUGUUGAACUAUAACUUGCUUCAGCAGUCCCAGCCUUCCGGGCCGAAUCCCAUGAAUCUUUCCAACACCGGCAUGGUCGGAGCAAGCAAUCUGCAGGCCAUGAACGCGAAGCUUCUAACGCACAGUCAGUCGUUGCCGGUGCAGCAGAACCAACAGCCCAACCUACAAAAGCCCCAACCACGCUCAAACUCAAUGCCGGUGGCCCAAAACUACCCACCAAUUUCCCCGCCCGGUGGCAUGCAUGAACCGUACAAGGGAUCGCUACAUCCGACGCAGACUUCGAGCUACAAGUCGUACCACAACCACCAACCGCAGCCGUACAAAAUUCCCUCUCAAACGAUGGGCGGCUACGGCGGAGGCAGCCGGAGUAUGCGACACGCUUCGCCUCCCCACGGCCAUCAAGUGCAGGCGGCGGCCAUCCAACAGCAGCAACAACAACAACCCCAACAACCCUGCCUGGAACAGUCCCAGCAGCAGCUUCAAGAUCUCCAACUGCAACAGCAGCACCAACAACAACAACAACAGCAAACUUCCCCCCAGCAAAAGCGGCUUCCUCCCCAUCCCACGAAGGAAAUGUUCCGCUCCAACAGUUUGCCAAUCAACGCGACGUUCCCCUUACCCCCGAAAAACGAGGAGAACUUUGCCGUUCCCCGGCUGCAGUCGUCCAAGGCGCCUCAUCCCGCAAAACUGCGCGGCCGCAGCAACUCGAUGAUCCUCAAGCAGCAGCAGCAACAACAACAACAGCAGGGUCAAAUAGGCAUCUCGGGGACGAAUCUGCUGCCGGCGUUGCACAGCACCACCAGCGAACCGGUGCUCAACGUGGGAACCAGCGCCCUGCUGGCCCAACUGCUCACCACAACCAGUGCAAGCACCUUGCUCAACAUGAAGCAGCACAGCUCUUCGUCCAGUGCCAUCGGCAGCUUAUCGCCGCAGCAAUCCCACAUUGCUCAACAGCAGCAGCAGAAGCAGCAGUCUCAAAUGUGCCAACAGGUUUCCCUGGGCAGCCCAAUCUCGCCGGCCUCGUCCCAGCUGCAACUGAACCAGAGCAGCUCCCACCAGCAUCAGCAGCAGCACAGCUCGGUACUGACGUUUGCCGCCUCAACGUCCUCGGCCGGGUCAUCUGGGGGACUGUCGACGGAGUCGAUGGCGCUCGAUCUGGACUCGCCGAUGCUCGGACUGGAGGGUAACAACAGCAACAGUAGUAGUGGAAGUGGCGUGGGUAACAAGUUCCACCAGCAGCAGGCGCGCAGUGAAAGCCAGCGGCGGUCGGGGCACAUUCAUGCCGAGCAGAAGCGGCGGUACAACAUUAAGAACGGGUUCGAUAUGCUGCACUCGCUGAUUCCGCAGCUGCAGCAGAAUCCGAACGCGAAGCUGAGCAAAGCGGCCAUGCUGCAGAAGGGCGCCGAGUACAUUAAGCAGCUCCGCGUGGAACGGUCCGCCACAAACGAAAAGAUGGACGCCCUGCGGAGGGAAAUCGACACGCUCAACAACUCGCUGAACAACCUGCAGACGGCACUCCCGGCAAGUGGUGCCCCGGUGUCGCGCCAGCGGACGGGACGCGUCAAGGAGCUGUACCAGCAGUACGUGCGACAGCGGACGCUCGACAACUGGAAGUUCUGGAUUUUUGGCUUGAUAUUUGAACCGUUGAUGAACACCUUCAACCAGACGGUUUCGGUCGCCAGUUUGGACGAGAUGUGCCGAUCGUCGCAGCUGUGGGUUGACCAGCACUGUUCGCUGGUGGAGCUGAGGCCAGCGGUUUCAAACAAGUUGCGCCAACUGUCGACGACGACGGACAUCCUGUCGGAUCCGCCUACCUCGCUACAGGAAGAGGUGUUGAAGGCCGUGGCCACGACGAUGCCGGCCCUGCCCGGUUCCAGCAGCAGCAGCCGCUGCGGCAGCAACGCCAACAGUCCCAAGCAGGGCUCCAGCGGAAUGCAAACGGAACCACACUCGUUUUGAGGCGUGUUUGUCCCCGCAGGACCCUGACAGUGAGACGGCGACGUUUCCACCGAGUGCCUUCGGUUCAAGUGGCUUUUACCCCAAGUAACUCACAGCAGUGUGCGGUGAGGGUGACCACCAAGUUCGUUACCUGAGAGAUUACAAUACCCUUUCCCACUAUACACUCACACACAUACAGGACAAAAAGUUGUGCCCGCCGCACCACGUUAAAGCAUUUUCUGUUUAGUUCGCUCCAUUGAAGAAAAAAAAACAAAAUCGUUAUACAAUAACCCGUCGAAUAUCAUUGCCUGGCGGUGCAUUGCUGUACGCUAGAUUUUAGUUUCCGUUUCUGUUACUUUAUUUUUUAAAUUAACUUUUUUUUGCCAAAUUAAAUAGCUGCUAAGACAUAGGACGAAAUUGGCCGUUACUUUGCGUUGUUACAAAUGCGCGUUUGUUCGAAACGGACCAGAGUCAGGAAGAGAAUGCGAAUUUAGUAAUUUGUUAACUACACUGUACUAGAAAAGAGGUUUGAAUGAAAGAGAGAGUGAGAGAACGAGCGUUAUCGUUAAUUUUAUUACACUAACUUGUUUGGAUAGUGAUAGAGAUUAAUAUACAGAGCACCGGACUAAGAAGUAAGGAUACAAGAAGAGGAAUAUAUAUUUUUGUGAAACGUUUA